This is a messenger RNA of Oryza sativa Japonica Group (Japanese rice), 3171 nucleotides long. Its product is annotated as protein FAR1-RELATED SEQUENCE 5. Gene Ontology annotation, molecular function: zinc ion binding. The record is from RefSeq and is a predicted model, not a curated record. NCBI's taxonomy places the organism in Eukaryota, Viridiplantae, Streptophyta, Magnoliopsida, Poales, Poaceae. Gene Ontology annotation, biological process: regulation of DNA-templated transcription.
GCAUCCCCUUCACUCCGCCGCUCGCAUUUCCUCACCCACCCAUCGCCUCCUCUCCGCCGCCGCCGCCUCGUCGCCGUUGACGCCGCCGCCCGCCACCGCACCGCCGCCUCUCUCCCCCCCUCUCCCCUCCGCGCGCUCCCUGCCACUGCGCCCCCCUCUCUCCCGCGCCGCGCGCCACGGGCUGCAAGAGGGAGAGGGCGAGGCGAGGUGGCCCCUCCUCCGGCCGCCGCCGCGCUCUCUCUCUCACUCGCCGUGCUGUUGGGCGAGUUACUUGCUCCCUGGGAGGUGGCUCUCCCCCCUCCAGGAUCCUCUCCGGCGGCUGCCGGCACGCUUCUCUCUCGUGUGCUAGAUUUCCGUGAGCUGGUGGUUCGGAAGCCCUAACGUUAGCUUGGUUGGAAUUCUCCGGGCAAGCUCUGUUCUUCACGUAAUGGAAGAAACUAGCAUUGCUAUUGAGAUUGAUGGGGAGGCGAUCUGUCUGGACAGUGUAGGAGAUAAUGAGGAGCAAGGAACUCAGGAGAACCAAGAGAUACAAAUAAUUUAUGAUGCUGAAAAUGAGGGACAAGUUGCUUUCGACAAUGGAGAACAGGGAAAGGAGGAACAUCCCAUGAGGAAUGAAGAGGAGAACCAGGAAAAUAUUCCUGUAAUUCCAAGCCGUGAGGAGUUGACUGAAGAAUUGCGGAACAAAAUUGCCAAUAGUGAAGAAGAAGCUUACAGGCUGUACUGUGACUAUGGACAUCGUAUGGGCUUUAGUGUGAGGAAGGGGAAACAGUACUACUUUACAGGGACCAAAACUAUUCGUACAAAAGACUAUUACUGCUCAAAGGAAGGUCUAAAGGACGAUGAGCAGCUUACUGAGGCAAACUUUAAUAAGCCAGACACCAGAACUAACUGUAAAGCAAUGGUCCGUUAUAGAGUUGAUUCGGAAGGCCAUUGGCGAGUUAUUCAGAUUGUUCCUGAACAUAACCAUGAGUUGGUUCGACCUGAAGAGGUACACUUGCUGAGAUCAGUGAGGACUCUUUCAAUUCCUAAGCCCGGUGUGCUGAAUGCAAUGGUAAAUGCUGAAAUACAAGCAAUGCAUGAAAAUUUGCACAUGAAUGAUGAUGGUGCUGAAUGUCAGAGUCAGCUUGGCAUCCAAAGUUACACUCUGCUUGAACCAGAGGACUCUGAGGCACUUGUAGGUUAUUUCAAGCGUAGAACAAUUGAACAAGGUAUGUUCUACUGGGAUGUGCUGGUAGAGGAUGGCCGAAUGACAAAUUUUUUUUGGAGGGAUGGAAGAAGCCGUGUUGAUUACGACUGUUUUGGAGAUGUCGUGGUGUUUGACACAGCAUAUCGUACCAGCAAAUAUAAUAUGAUUUGUGCCCCAUUUGUUGGUGUUAAUCACCAUGGCCAAGAUGUUAUGCUUGGUUGUGCACUUCUGUUAGAUGAGUCCCUGACAUCCUAUGAAUGGUUGUUCAAGUCAUUCUUAGAUUCAAUGGGUGGCCAUCCUCCUAAAACAAUUUUCACUGUUAUGGCUGAAACUAUAUCCAAGGCAAUUGAAGGCGUUCUCCCUGAGACACGUCACUGCAUCUGUCAAUGGAGUAUUGAAAAGAACCUACAGUCCCAUUUAGGCACUCUAAAUGUUUCUGGAACAUUUCAUAGCAUGUUGACAAAAUGCAUGAGAGAAUGUGAGUCAGAAGCAGAGUUUGAGGAAACAUGGGCAAUGAUGCUUAACGAAUGCAAUAUGCAGGAUGACCAAUGGCUCUCUGAUCUGUAUCAGCAGAGGCGUAAAUGGUCCACAGUUCAUCACAGGGAUGCAUUUGAUGGUGGAAUCAAUUCACUCGAUAGGAGUGAUAGUUCAAACAAUGUCCUGAGCAGCAUUGCUAAUGAAUCAACUUCACCCACUCAAUUUAUUCUUGACUUUGAUAAAUUGGUAGGGAGUUGGCGUACAAAUGAAUCCGCCGAGGACAUUCAGUGCACCCAGACAUCCCCAGAAUCUAGAGUUAAGCAUAGGAGUAUUUUGGAGCAUGCUGCUGAAGUUUAUACGCGCAAAGUCUAUAAAUCUCUUGAAACAGAAUAUCUAGAUGGAUGCAGUGCAACUUCAUACCAGGAAAUGCAGUGUAGUGAAACAUUGUACCGGUUUGAGUUCAUUUUGCAAAGAAGUGGCCCAAAAGUUCAGGUAGUUUUUCUUGACACCUCUACCAUGGAAUUGAGCUGUACUUGUAAAAAAUUUGAGACAACAGGCAUACUUUGUUCGCAUGCAAUAAAUGCACUUGAUCUCAAGAAUUUUGAUAGAAUUCCUGAAAGGUAUGUUUUAAAACGGUGGAAAAAGUAUGUUAGGAAAGGAACAUAUCUAUUUCCAUCUGAUGAGUUUGUGGGACAAGAUUGCACAGAACCUGGGCUUGCAUUUCGUAACAAAGCAAUGCGAUUUGUGUAUGAUCUGUUGAUGAAGAGCAAAGGUCAUCAGGAUACGAGGAAACUUAUUCUGGAUGUGUUUGAAAAUGGAGAAAAAUUAGUAGAAAGCCUAUGUGAACUCAAGAGAUUGAAUGCCCAUGCCUCUGGAAGAGAGAAAGAUGGAAGUAAGGUUGAAAAGCGGAAGAAAAAAUCAGCCAAGCAAGAAAAAAGCUCAAGAAAUGUUAAACAAGCAGUUUCAUCUCAGACAGCUGACACAGUUUUAGUUGAUCCACCAAAUCAAAAUCAAUAUUUUGCAACAGAAGAUAUGGCAACAAACUCAUCUAUCGGUAGACCUUUCUUCUACCAGGGGUUUCCUUCUGCUGGUGUUUCAACAAGUCAGAUUCAGGGGCAUACGAAUAUUCAUUCUGUGCCUCAGUGUGCACCACAGGAAUAUUCAGCCUAUGGCGCAGCUCAUCCUCCUCCAACAUUUGGUGGUGGAAGAAAUUUCUGAAGAAUGUAGAGCAUUGAUGUGUGAAUAGCUGAAGUUCAUAUUCUUUGACAUAUUGUUGUAUGUGCAUGGUCUAAUCGAACGAUUUUGCUAGGCAGUAGUCACCUUACCUAGCAGCAAUAGAAGUAGGCCUCUCCUUAUUGUAUAAAUUAUUGAAUUUGCUAAUUGUUGUACUAGUUGUAAAUUUGCUAUUCACUAGUUGCAUGAAGUAAAAAAAUAUUGUGCUGUAGGGAAUAGAUGAAUUAAUACUUUUUGUGCAUGUCAGGUUACUAAUACUAGGCUACUAGCUCUUA